AUGAGAUUGUUGCUUUUGUCAGAAAAUAUUAUUGCGACUUCGCUGUUAGCGGUCGGCAAUUUGUGUAACCAAUCUCCGUAUUGCGUGAAUGACUUUAUUGAAAAAGGUAUAUUAGAUUUUAUUGACAAAUACUUUACGGUAUUUCGUCCGAACAGCGAGGUGAUCACAGACUCUUGUUUUGUAUUUUGUUCAUUUGCUGAAAAUAUCACCACAACCUCCCCUGUUUUUAUCAAGUCGUUUAAUUUGAUAGGAAAGUUUUGUCAGGUGCCAAACGGUCAAGUUAUAAGCGAUAUCAUUCGCGCAAUGAACGCGUUGUUGAAACGGAACAUUUACACGGAUGUAGUUAUUGAAAUGGGGUUUGAAGAUUUUUGCGUACAAGCCCUUCAGCGAUCGUUUGUGUUCGAAAUUAACGAAGCCGCGUUGAAAACGCUUUUGACAUACGUUUUGAAAUGCACUUCUCUUCCAAAAUACCAAACGAUAAUCAAUACUGUAGCACCAUUCUUGGCACACAAAAAUAUGAUACUCCGGAGACUCACAGUGCUUAUUCUGUCGGAUGUUGUAUACUCGAGUAACGAAAACAUAAUCAGUUUUAUGUUGAGCGGUAAUAUCAUGCCAAAAAUGUGCCAAAUGGCGUUAAAAGAUGAUUCCGUUUCUGUGAGAAAUGAAGCGUUUUUCUUUAUUUCGAAUUGUUUACUUGGCGCAACAAAUUUCGAGCCGUUGAUAUCACAAUGUGUUGUUGAAGCCAUUUCAAGAGGGCUUGUAUCGGACAAUAUGGAGAUUGCAGGUUCAAUGCUUAAAGGAGCAAUCCGUCUAGUUUCGAAAUGUGGGGCAAAUAAUGUGGAGAGACUCGCAAAUGCAUUUGAGAUGUGUGGACUUUUUGACAACAUCGGCUUGUUGAUCAACAGUCGGGACGAUGAGUUAUCCAACAACGCCGAGCGACUUGUUUCCAUGCUCCGUGUAGUUCUUCCCGAAACCGAUUUAGAUUGA
Molecule: messenger RNA, 987 nt
Organism: Entamoeba invadens IP1
Lineage: Eukaryota; Evosea; Mastigamoebida; Endamoebidae
Exons: 1
Coding region: 1-987 (328 amino acids)
Biological process (GO): NLS-bearing protein import into nucleus
Cellular component (GO): nucleus
Molecular function (GO): nuclear import signal receptor activity
Source: RefSeq, a predicted model, not a curated record